Molecule: messenger RNA, 546 nt
Organism: Aureobasidium musti
Lineage: Eukaryota; Fungi; Ascomycota; Dothideomycetes; Dothideales; Saccotheciaceae
Source: the annotation of a GenBank genome assembly
AUGGCGUAUAGAAUCAUUGGCCUCUCGUUUCGCCUACUCGCCUUUUACUUCACCUUCUUGAUCAUCAAAUCAAUCUACCAAGCUAUUUCGCCAAUCUCGGCGCACAACAAAGGCGAAAUCAUUAACUAUGGAGCCGAACAUAUCCAGCAGCGGUUCAGAGACUUACAAAACAUCUCACCAGGUUUCAACUAUUUCGUGCAGACAAUGUAUCAAGUGAUCGCACAAGUGCUGCUCACCAUGACGAUACGGUAUAACAUUACUGUCGCCAUACUCACAGGCAUAUCCAUGGCUUUUGGUCUCUUCUCGGCUCUUCUCGUCCUUGCGGAUUUUUUCUUGGAAUUAGGCAUGGGAGUGGUAGAAAAGCUUGCCGAAUUGUCAUCGGACGGUGAAGAAAAGAGACCUGAGAAUAUUGCCGAAUGGUCAUCGGACCAUAAAGGAAAGAGGCGUAGAAAGAUUGCCGGAGGAUCGUCGAACCGUGGGGACAAGAGACUUGAAAAGCCUGCAUUUCCCAAGAUGCCCGUGUCUUCUGUCUCCUCCAGGUGGUGA